Parnassius apollo (apollo) is the source of this 594-nucleotide messenger RNA. Lineage: Eukaryota; Metazoa; Arthropoda; Insecta; Lepidoptera; Papilionidae. The record is from the annotation of a GenBank genome assembly.
AUGCUCCUAAUAACAACUAACCUCAAUUCCACCGCUGCUCUGCUCCUAAUAACAACUAAACUCAAUUCCACCGCUGCUCUGCUCCUAAUAACAACUAAUCUCAAUUCCACCGCUGCUCUGCUCCUAAUAACAACUAACCUCAAUUCCACCGCUGCUCUGCUCCUAAUAACAACUAACCUCAAUUCCACCGCUGCUAUGCUCCUAAUAACAACUAACCUCAAUUCCACCGCUGCUCUGCUCCUAAUAACAACUAAACUCAAUUCUACCGCUGCUCUGCUCCUAAUAACAACUAACCCCAAUUCCACCGCUGCUAUGCUCCUAAUAACAACCAACCUCAAUUCCACCGCUGCUAUGCUCCUAACAACAACUAACCUCAAUUCCACCGCUGCUCUGCUCCUAAUAACAACUAAACUCAAUUCCACCGCUGCUCUGCUCCUAAUAACAACUAAUCUCAAUUCCACCGCUGCUAUGCUCCUAAUAACAACUAACCUCAAUUCCACCGCUGCUAUGCUCCUAAUAACAACUAACCUCAAUUCCACCGCUGCUCUGCUCCUAAUAACAACUAAUCUCAAUUCCACCGCUGCCUGCUCCUAA